Messenger RNA from Debaryomyces hansenii CBS767, 1710 nucleotides. RefSeq names its product transcription factor TFIIIC subunit. The transcript has a single exon. Gene Ontology annotation, biological process: transcription initiation at RNA polymerase III promoter. Bases 1 to 1710 code for a protein of 569 amino acids. NCBI's taxonomy places the organism in Eukaryota, Fungi, Ascomycota, Pichiomycetes, Serinales, Debaryomycetaceae. Gene Ontology annotation, cellular component: transcription factor TFIIIC complex. The record is from RefSeq and is a predicted model, not a curated record.
AUGACGGACAAGCGUUUAGCUGAGAAGCAUUCGAUGGAUAUUCCGCAUGUAACGGCAGUAGAAUUACCCUUGAUAGUUAAAAAUGAGGACAGGGCCAUUGCAAUGAUCGGUGGUAAAGAGAAGAUUUCCAAGGUGGUGAACGCAUUGGAUAAGCCCAUCAAUACAUCGGGACAUAGUACCAACGAUAAUGUACUUGAACUCCGGUUAAGAAAUGAUCCGUUCCAUCACCCGGUGCAAUCGCUGAUGAAUACAAAUGAGAAGGUGUUGUUGAAGGUAUCCAUACCUAAGAAGAGCAUACCCAAAGAUUACUACAAGAAUCCUUCAAAGUACACAGUAAAACAAUUGUUGGAAAUUAAUGAAGAGAAAAAGAGCUCAGGACAUAAGGUUCAACCGGUGGCCAUCAUAAAUAAGACAUUUCUGUUCAAGGCAAUGGCAGAUUUUCAGGUUUCCACGAAGACUAAUGCGGUAGUCCAGGAAUUUAACGAGUCUGUGUUAGACGUACAGAACUACCAGGGCUUGAAGCAAUACUUUGAUAAGCACGAACAAUUCUCAGGAAUACUGGACUACAAAUCGCCAGAAAAUUAUCUCAAUAAUGACCACCAAUUGCCUCCACCUCCAGUGUUUAGCCCGAUUCGUUUCCCAUUCGACUAUAAGUACCAAAAGAACCCAUUAACAACCAUAGUUAAGGAUGCAAACAGUGGUGAGGUGCGAGUUGUAUCGAAGAAAAAUACUCAAAAAUUGUACACUAUUAUUAUUGACUUUUACACUGAAGUCAUACCUAAUCAAGCAGCCCCAGAAUUGCUCAAGAAUUAUGAGACGUUAUCAACCACAAAUUUGGCAGUGAACAGCUUGGACUAUAAUCUCUUGGAGUGCAUUAAAUGGUUGAAAUCAAUUUUCGACAUUAAGCCUAUCUGGCUUCGUAAACAAUUGGAAGACAUAGUGCCUCAAGAAAUGAGAAGAGUUAUCAAGCAAGCAUUACCAUACGUAUCAUAUAUUUACAAAAGUGGACCGUGGAGAUUCUGCAAUGUGAAGUUUGGGGUAAAUCCGAAGGACAACCGAUCGUUUUGGAAGCACCAAAGUGAAUAUUUCAGAAUACCCGGCUUACAUUUCAAUGUGACGUCCAAAUCGAACCCGCAAAGAAUAUUGCCAAACUCCAUAGAAAAUGUAAGCGCAAACAGAGCUCUUGCAGUAUCGGAACACUUGUUAUUUAAUGGUCUGAAGCUCCCUCGCACCGUCACAUACCAGGUUGGGGACAUUUUGGAUACGGACAUUACAUCGCUAAUUCAAUCUGCCCAAGAAAAAUUGGGCGAUGACUUCUAUAGAGAAACUCCCGAUUUCCAGGAUGGAUGGGUCAAUAGGCAAACCAUGGAAACCGUUCGAAGAAUAAUUCGGUACAAAUUAAGCAAAAUAGUAAAGGAAGAGCCAAUUGAGCCGGCGAAGGUUGACAAAAUCAUAAAUACCGAUUUCACUGAAAACGCAGAUGCUAUGGAGGUCGACGUUCUGGAGGAUGACGAGAUAAAACCGCAAGGUGACGAUGAUGUUGAAGAAGAAGACGAAGAGGAAGAAAAUGACGACAUGGAAUCUGCUUUGGAUCCUUCGGUAACAGAGGAAAAUGUAUUAUCAAGAUUAAAUGCAAUAGACGACGCAUCCGCAAAUAAACUAGAGGGCUUACUUGGCUUUAUCAAACAAGACUCUCUUCUGAAAGAGUAA